GCUCUUUUUCGGCGUGUAGUGCUGCGUGGAGAAUUUUUGUUGCAAAAAGAAUUGUUUUCUCGCAACAAAUAACAAUAAAAUAAAAAAUGCGUCCGUUGAUGCUCCAGGGCCACGAGCGUUCCAUAACGCAAAUCAAAUACAACCGGGAGGGUGACCUACUCUUCUCGUGCUCCAAGGAUCAGAAGCCCAAUGUGUGGUACUCGCUGAACGGCGAGCGCUUGGGCACGUACGAUGGUCACCAGGGUGCGGUGUGGUGUCUGGAUGUAGACUGGGAGAGCCGAAAGCUGAUCACCGGUGCCGGUGACAUGACUACCAAGAUCUGGGACGUCGAGUAUGGCACAAUCAUUGCCUCUAUCCCCACCAAGUCGUCAGUGCGUACAAGCAACUUCAGCUUCUCGGGCAAUCAGGCCGCCUACUCCACGGACAAGGCUAUGGGACAGAGCUGCGAGCUGUUCAUCAUCGAUGUACGCAACGCCGACUCCACGCUAGCCGACCAGACACCCACGCUGCGCAUCCCAAUGACAGAGUCCAAGAUCACCUCAAUGCUGUGGGGUCCACUCGAUGAGACAAUCAUCACUGGGCACGACAACGGUAACAUUGCCAUCUGGGACAUCCGCAAGGGUCAAAAGGUGGUCGACUCUGGCAGCGAUCACACCGCCGGCAUCAACGACAUGCAGCUGAGCAAGGACGGUACCAUGUUCGUCACCGCCUCGAAGGAUACCACCGCCAAGCUGUUCGACUCCGAGUCCCUGAUGUGCCUGAAGGCCUACAAAACUGAGCGUCCCGUAAACUCGGCGGCCAUCAGCCCCAUCCUGGAUCAUGUCGUGCUGGGCGGCGGUCAGGAUGCCAUGGAGGUGACCACCACGUCCACCAAGGCCGGCAAGUUUGACUCGCGCUUCUUCCACCUGAUUUACGAGGAGGAGUUUGCUCGCCUUAAGGGCCAUUUUGGACCCAUCAACAGUUUGGCCUUCCAUCCGGACGGCAAGAGUUACGCCUCGGGCGGAGAAGACGGUUUCGUGCGUGUCCAAACCUUUGAUAGUACAUACUUCGAGAACAUCUUCGAGUAGUCCACGACGUCCGGUAGUCUGUUGUAGAGUGAUCAGAGCCGGUGGACUGGACAGCAACCGAUCCCUUUCACUGGCGCUAUGUUCGUUUGCUUAGGGAACUUUCAAAUAUACGCGAGAACGAAACGAAUCUA
Drosophila serrata is the source of this 1198-nucleotide messenger RNA. RefSeq names its product eukaryotic translation initiation factor 3 subunit i (gene eIF3i). The record is from RefSeq and is a predicted model, not a curated record. Gene Ontology annotation, molecular function: protein binding; RNA binding; translation initiation factor activity. Gene Ontology annotation, biological process: cytoplasmic translational initiation. Lineage: Eukaryota; Metazoa; Arthropoda; Insecta; Diptera; Drosophilidae. Gene Ontology annotation, cellular component: eukaryotic translation initiation factor 3 complex, eIF3m; cytoplasm.